GGGCAUUUUUUGUUGAAGGGUUGUACUCACCACAUGCCAACAUCCAACAGACUUUUGACAGUCAGAUACAUCCUCAUGCCUCACUCACCUAGAAAAAUAGAAAAAACAAAUAAAUUAUAAAUCCUUGAAAUAUUCAAACAAAAACGUAAACAAAAUUCACACACGAUAUUGCCUAGACUUUUCUGUGCAAUUGGCAGAGGAUGGUGGAGAAACCAUGAAGACAAUAUGAGGACGUUGUUCUUAUUGUUUUUAGGCCAGGUUUUGUCUUUUGGCAUGGCCAUGAUGAGCUUCACUGCCUCUUUAGUUGCCGCUGAAGGCGUUGAUGCACCUCUUACUCUGUCAUUCUUUAGUUACUUGGCUCUCACUCUGGUGUACGGAAGUAUCAUGCUGUACCGGAGCAAAAAAUUGCUGGUUCCUUGGUAUUGGUAUGUUCUCCUAGGAUUUGUUGAUGUCCACGGCAAUUAUCUUGUUAAUAAAGCUUAUGAAUUCUCAUCAAUUACAAGUGUGACAAUAUUGGAUUGUUGGACGAUUGCAUGGGUAAUAUUGCUCACAUGGAUUUUCCUUGGCACGAAAUAUUCUUGGUGGCAAUUCUUUGGUGCAGCAAUUUGUCUUGCAGGACUUGGCCUGGUGCUUCUUUCUGAUGCCCAUGAGGGAGGUGAAGGUGGUUCGAAACCUCUUUUGGGUGAUGUACUUGUCGUUGCAGGGACAAUUUUUUUCGCAUUGAGCAAUGUUGGUGAGGAGUUUUGCGUCAAGAAGAAAGAUCGUGUUGAAGUAGUCGCUAUGAUUGGUUUGUUUGGUAUGCUAUUGAGUGCAAUUGAGAUCGUUGUAUUGGAGAGAAAGAUCCUUGAAUCAGUGACGUGGUCUUCAGAAAUUAUGACAGCCUUUGCUGGUUAUGCGGCAUCAAGCUUUAUGUUCUACACACUUGUUCCUUUUGUUCUAAAGAUGGGUGGAUCCACACUGUUUAAUCUCUCUCUUCUUACGUCUAAUAUGUGGGCAGUUGCCAUUAUAAUAUUUUUCUACAAGCAGAAGGUUGAUUGGCUAUACUUUCUCGCUUUUGCAGUAGUUGUCGUUGGAAUUGCCAUAUAUUCUAAAACCAAGAAGGAUCAUGAAAGCAUACCAACUAUUCAAGAUGCAGACCAUAAUCCAGCGUAUCUUCUCCUUGAUGAAGAAAAUUCAGAUACUAGAAAUGACGCUGCUGUUUCAUCGUGAGAAUCAAAGGUCGCCCAUCUUGUUAUCUAACGCAUAAUGGAUAAAUUUUAUUUGUACAUGUCAAAGAUCUACUAUUGUAUAAUGCAGAAUCGCUUUCUAUUAGAAAUGAGUCGGACAAUGUUGAGAUGUCUCUAUUAAUGGUACGCUUCGACAAUCAAGUUAUUAGUUGAGACUUGAGAGUAUAUUAUGAAUAUUCUCUAUAGUAAGGACUCGAGAUACUAUUUUUCGUGCCAUCCAAACACAAUCUUACCUUGA
Messenger RNA from Olea europaea var. sylvestris, 1464 nucleotides. Its product is annotated as solute carrier family 35 member F2-like. Gene Ontology annotation, biological process: transmembrane transport. The record is from RefSeq and is a predicted model, not a curated record. The coding region runs from base 226 to 1209 and encodes 327 amino acids. Lineage: Eukaryota; Viridiplantae; Streptophyta; Magnoliopsida; Lamiales; Oleaceae. The transcript is spliced from 11 exons. Gene Ontology annotation, molecular function: transmembrane transporter activity. Gene Ontology annotation, cellular component: membrane.